Zophobas morio is the source of this 970-nucleotide messenger RNA. Its product is annotated as alpha-tocopherol transfer protein-like. Lineage: Eukaryota; Metazoa; Arthropoda; Insecta; Coleoptera; Tenebrionidae. The coding region runs from base 59 to 952 and encodes 297 amino acids. The record is from RefSeq and is a predicted model, not a curated record. Gene Ontology annotation, cellular component: membrane. The transcript is spliced from 5 exons. Gene Ontology annotation, molecular function: phosphatidylinositol bisphosphate binding.
UUGAUAUUUCAAACUAGUUUAGUUAAAAUUGCAAAACCUGAGUGAUUUCAAUUAAAAAAUGGAAAAACGAUCGCUUUUACUUCACUAUGGAAACGAUAUUCUUGAGUCAGUGGCCCGACUUUACCAAAAAACUGAAGAAUCGCUAGCCCAGGACGUGCAAAUUUUAAAAAGCUGGAUGGAGUCGCAACCUCAUCUUCCAGAAGUUCUAGAUGACAAAAGUCUGCAAAAUUUUUUCCUCCUUAACAAGUGCAAAAUGGACAAGACGAAGCGCAAAAUCGACAUGUACUACACCCUGCGAAGUCAACUGCCUGAUAUUUUCGAAAAUGUAAAUCCCAAAUGUUCCAACUUAAAAGAGAUUUUAAAAAUAUUCUACUUACUGCCGUUGCCACAAAUGACCCCGGAGAUGUGCAGAGUGUUUGUCCUCAAGUGUCGGAAUAAAGACAUGUUGCAUAAAUUGUCGCCUUACGACGUUGUAAAAAUGGCCAAUAACUUGCAGGAGUUGCGGUUAAAAGAAGAUGUGAUGGUUGGAGAUAUUGGGAUUGUUGAUAUGGAAGGGAUCAAUAUGAGGACUAUAUUAAAAGUGACUCCUCUUUUCAUGGUCAAAGCUGUAAGGUUUUAUAAAGAAGUGUAUUCGAUUCCACUGAAAGGUGUCUAUGUGAUUAACACGCAUCCUUUAGUUAGCAUAAUUUUGGCUAUGGUGAGGGGUUUGAUUAAACCCAAAAUUUUCCAGAGGAUUCAUAUUUGCAAAGAUGCAAGUAUCAUAAAAGAAAAACUGCCCUUAGAAAUUUUACCCGAAAAUUACGGUGGCAACGAAAAAUCGCUCGAAGAAUUAUUAGAUUUAUGGAAGCUUAAAUUUGAGGAAUAUGACGACCUCUUCAAUAGACUGGACAAACUGCGAGUAAACGAAAAUCUGAGGCCUUCACAAGACCAAAUUUCCGAAGCUUCAAGAUGAUAAAACGCGAAGUGAAAA